UCCCGUGGAUAGGAGGUCUCCAUUUUUUUCUUUCCUCGCCAGCAGCAACAUCCCAAGGCAGCACUACUCGCCUCCCGUCCUUUACCUUGUUUCUCUAGCUACAGAUAUCUUAUACAGCUCUUUUCCAAGACGUCUCGUCUUCUAUUUACACUUUAUUUCUUCUCGAAGUCUCGUCUCUCUUAAACAUGAAGGGCCUAACUCUCGCCCAGCUGCUUGCCACUGGGCUCGUAGCUGCCACGGCCGCCGCCGGCUUCACGGGGCCUUCUACCCGGAGUCUGACUCUGCGCUAUGCUGGUGCCUUGGCUGCCGUCGCUGCGCCGGCUUUUGCCGUCUCUCCCGAUGUUACCUUCCCCAUGGAGGAGAAGCGCGAUGGUGACGGACAUGGACAUGGACACGGCAAAGGUGGCGACGGAGAUGAUAACGAGGGAAAGGGUAAAGUUGACUUCUCCCAGAGAGACCUUCCUCCCAAUAGAAAGGGAACUACCGCAAGGCGCGAGAAGCGCAGAGGUGGUGGCGGCAGCGGCGGACAUGGACAUGGCGGCGGUAGUGGAGGUGCGACGGCAGGAGCUAAAGGUGGCGAUGGAGACGAUAAUAGGGGCAAGGACAAAGGCGACGGGGAGGGUAAAGGCAAAGAGGAGAAGAGGGCUGACAACAAUAAAGUCGUACGCGAGGCUGAGCUUGCGGCCCGUGCCUACGACGCGUACGGCGGGGGCGCACAGGCGGCCCCAUCCUCAACUGCGGCUUCAUCCCCAGUUGCGGCACCAUCCCCUUCCCCUUCCCCUUCCCCGUCCCCCUCCGCUGCGGUACCUUCGCCGCCGGUCCCGAGCCCGAGCGCAGCUGCCGCUGGCUCUUGUAGUAAUGGCAAGGCAACGGGCGAUGGAAAGGCAUCGGGCGAUGGAAAGGCAACAGGCAACGGCAAGGCCUCUGCUGGCGGGUACAAGCGAAAGCGUGAUGCUGACGACGAGGAGCGUCCGGGGGCUUAUUGAGGACGGUGAAUGUUUCGAACGGCUCCGGGCUGAGU
Messenger RNA from Lasiosphaeria miniovina, 1021 nucleotides. RefSeq lists its product as uncharacterized. NCBI's taxonomy places the organism in Eukaryota, Fungi, Ascomycota, Sordariomycetes, Sordariales, Lasiosphaeriaceae. The coding region runs from base 186 to 986 and encodes 266 amino acids. The record is from RefSeq and is a predicted model, not a curated record. The transcript has 4 exons.